Molecule: messenger RNA, 2337 nt
Organism: Entamoeba invadens IP1
Lineage: Eukaryota; Evosea; Mastigamoebida; Endamoebidae
Product: DNA repair helicase rad3/xp-D, putative
Exons: 1
Coding region: 1-2337 (778 amino acids)
Biological process (GO): nucleotide-excision repair; positive regulation of mitotic recombination; transcription by RNA polymerase II
Cellular component (GO): nucleus
Molecular function (GO): hydrolase activity, acting on acid anhydrides, in phosphorus-containing anhydrides; damaged DNA binding; DNA helicase activity
Source: RefSeq, a predicted model, not a curated record
AUGAGUGAAGAAAUUAACUUCACCAUUACAGGCGUUCCUAUCCACUUUCCAUAUAAGUAUAUCUACCCCGAACAAUACUCAUUCAUCAAAACAGUGGUGAGUGGUGUAACUUCCAAGACACCUCCUCACAAACAGAUUGUCAUAGAAAUGGGAACGGGCACUGGGAAAACAGUAUCGAUCAUUACAGCCGGCAAAGGUCUUCUAGGAACCACUGGAAGUAACGUCGACCAUGUCAUUUAUUGCACAAGAACCGUCGACGAAAUGCGACAAAUAUUCAAAGAACUGAAAGUCCUUAAUAUUCCCGCGGUAGCACUCGCGUCACGAAAACAUAUGUGUCUUCUCGAAGAUGUUCGCGACAGUCCACACGCGUCAGUGUUGUGCAAGGAAAGACGUGAGAGUGGGUUUUGUCAAUAUUACCAAGACAUAGAAGACAUCAAUAUCCCCCCAAUAGCGGGUGUCGACGACUUGGUUGAGUUUGGGAAGAAAAAUAGACGAUGUCCGUACUAUUGCUCGCGUCGAAACUUCUUUAAAAGUCCGUUUAUAGUCUGCACAUACAACUACUUAGUCGAUCCUAAAGUCGAGAAUGUGACGAUUGGUAAAAUGUCCGAUUUGCAUAGGACUCUAUUAGUCUUCGAUGAGGCACACAACAUCGACAAUGCCUUUGUCGACGCGCAAACGAUGAGUCUAUCCCUCGAAACAAUCGAACUUGCCACUGUCUCAUUAACAAGACUCUCCAAAUUGUUAACAGCGGAGAAGUCCAAGGAGAGUCUUGAAAUGGAGUAUAACAGGUUGGUUGAAGGCCUUCGAAGAUCGCAAGCUAUUUAUGAAGACGGGGAGCCUUAUUUCUAUAACGAAACAAAGAAGAAUGAGGCUGGCGAGGACGUUCCUUAUGACAAAGUGCUUCCCGGGAGUUUCAGAAAUUCGUCCCAGUUUGUUGCGAUCUUAAAACGUGUUGUCAACUUCUUUAGAGAACGAUUGCACGAGGCGCAAUCGAAGAAGGAUCAACGAUUGAAAGGGCAACAUACUGCGCAAGUGAAGGAUAUUGUUACCUUGUUGUGUGAUGUGUUAGUCAUUCCUCCAGAAAUCAUCAAGUCGCUACCAACACGCCUCCGAGUGUUAAUUAAAACCCUUGGAGAUGAGGGAGGGGAGAGGAAAGAUGUGACUGGCGACCACUUUUACUAUGACGCGUUAUAUUUAGUAGCGGACUUUGCUGCGUUGUUGUGUAUUGGACAAGAAGGGUUUUCGUAUGUUCCCGAUGUCGUAAAAAAUGACGAAGACAAUGAGGUGCAUCCCAUUCUGUAUUUGGUGUGUGUCGAUGCGGCAAAUGCGGCGCAGAAUGUAUUAACCAAAAUGCACACAACACUCUUCACGUCGGGGACGUUAGCCCCUUUGGACACAUUCAUCAAGUUACUUGGGAUGAAUAACGUUGUUGAAAAGAAACAAAUAGUUUCCCCGGUCUGUGGUGUCGGUCGGCGGAUCUGUCCGUUGUUUGUGACGAAAGGGUUUGAUCGUAUUGCCGUCUCGUCACAAUUAGCGGACGCGAAGAUGUCGCAAUUGCGCGGUGAUGGCUUUUCAACGCAAUUUCCGUUCCGAGCGGACCGACUGAUUUUACACUCCUAUGGCAAAUUGAUUGUUGAGUUAUCGAAAAUUGUUCCUGAUGGUAUAUUGUGUUUCUUCCCUUCAUAUGUCUACAUGAACUUAUGUAUAUCACAUUGGGAUGAAAUGGACGUGAUUGGUAACAUUUUACUCAACAAAUUGCUCUUCAUCGAGUCGAAGAAUGCGGAGGAGACAUCAAUAGCGUUUCAGAACUAUCGAUUGGCAUGCCAUUCGGGGAAAGGUGCGGUGAUGUUGGCUGUUGCGCGUGGGAGGUUGAGUGAAGGAAUUGAUUUUGCGGACCAUCUUGCACGAGCUGUUGUUAUCAUUGGAGCGCCGUAUCAGCAAACAAGCCCUAUCCCUAUACAAGAACGAUUGAAUUACUUGGAUAAGAAAAAGGUGAUAGCAAAAGAGGACUAUUUUGUGUUCGAUGCGAUGCGCGCAGCAAAUCAAUGUGUUGGGAGGUGUCUACGUGGUAAAAUGGAUUACGCUGUUGUUAUUUAUGCGGACAAGAGGUACAAAUUUAAUGACGCUAAAAUCUUGAAUACAAUGCCACAAUGGAUUAUAGACGCUUUAAUGAAACAGAACGCAGACUUGUCCGCUGAUCAGAGCGUCGUUAUAGCUAAAGACUUCUUGAUGAAAAUGAGUUUCUCUUUCGACUCCGAUUUUCCUUUGGAAGAUAUGGUAGGAAAGACACUCUGGACUGAAAAGGAUGUCUUAAAUGAACAGAUGAAACAACAGUAA